CCCGGUCCACACUGCUGGGUUCCUCCAGUUGGUGAGUGAGGAUCGUGGAUCCGGAUCAUCCGCUGCAGGCAGCAUCCCAGGCCUCGAUAGUGUUCGCUGGGGGGGAAAUGGAGGUUGCUGGCAAGGCUCCCUCCUCCCGACUUCGUCCCCAAACCGGUUCAGCUUUCUCCCGAAAGGCGUGCCAGACUGCUUCGGGUUCCGCGGCUGAGUGAUCCGGCGGCUGCAUCUGGAGCUAAAAAGUAAAGGCACCACGGAGGAGCAGGGGAGGAAGAGAAGCUCGUGGGUGGCGGGUGACCUGACCUGGCCCAGAGCCAGCAGGAAGGGUCUGGGUAUGGAAUUCUGAUCAGGCUAGGGCUAGGCGACUCCAAAAAGGCUCUGCCUCCCUACUGUGAGCAGCGGUUUCGAGGUACAGCCCAGGGUCCGCAGCGAGCGCAGAACCACGCGUGCCCGAAGCCCACUCGAAUGCUGGGCGCCGGCAUCUGGGCUACGCCCCCACUUUCGCGCUCCGCCGAGGCGCUGCUUCAGGCUCGGAACCCCACGCCGUGCAGACUUCCUGAGCUGUUCCUCCAGCACGGGGGGUGCACAAUCCUGUCCGGGGAUCCAGCCCUUCAUCCGUGCGUGGCCGAGCCCUGGGUGGCGGCGACCGUAUUCGGAGCCGCACAGUGAGAUCCGGAGCGUAUGGGGGACCAGGGCGGCGCGGAACUCUGGUUCCACCCCGAGAGCACAAGGAACGCGGGGCGUGGCCAGGCCGGCCCAGAGGCUCAGCGCCCUCCCGCGCCGCCCCGAAGUUGAGCAAAAAGUUUGAGGCUGGAGGGGAGCGAUCCUUUGGAGUCGGUGUCAGCCCAGUGCUCCACUUGUCCCUCUGUCGCGGGGCUGAGCCCGAGAGGAGCUGCGUUCCGCCACUGGCCGCUAGAGGGACAGACUGGAUCUGGCGGCCUCGGGGAAUGACGAGGGCGCUCUCACAGCCCAGGGAGGUGGAGAGGGCGAGCCCCACAGCCAGUCGCCAGACAUCCUCCUGGGCAACACCGAUAAGGAGCUGAACGCAGGAGCUGCGGUUACCUCUAGCAGCGCGGGGGAAGCACCGGUGGCCCCUUGUCAGCUGGAGCCCCGGGACCUGGCUAUGGAACCAGCACACUGCCCUCGGGGACUGCUGCCACGGCCGUGCAGAGUGCUGGUGCUGCUGAACCCCCGGGGGGGCAAGGGCAAGGCUCUGCAGCUCUUCCAGAGCCGUGUGCAGCCCCUUCUGGAGGAGGCCGAGAUAUCCUUUAAACUGAUGCUCACGGAACGGCAGAACCAUGCCAGGGAGCUGGUGUGUGCGGCGGAGCUGGGUUGCUGGGAUGCCCUGGCAGUCAUGUCCGGUGAUGGUCUGAUGCAUGAGGUGGUGAACGGGCUAAUGGAACGGCCUGACUGGGAGACUGCCAUCCAGAAACCCCUGUGUAGCCUCCCCGGAGGCUCUGGCAAUGCACUGGCAGCUUCCUUGAACUACUACGCUGGGUACGAGCAAGUGACUAAUGAAGAUCUCCUGAUCAACUGCACGCUGCUAUUAUGCCGCCGGCGCCUGUCACCCAUGAAUCUGCUGUCCCUGCACACCGCUUCUGGUCUGCGGCUCUUUUCUGUACUCAGUCUGUCCUGGGGUUUUGUUGCUGACGUGGACCUGGAGAGCGAGAAGUACAGGCGCUUGGGGGAGAUCCGUUUUACGGUGGGCACCUUCUUUCGACUAGCAAGCCUGCGCAUCUACCAAGGCCAACUGGCCUACCUUCCUGCAGGAAAUACUGCCUCUAAGAUGCCUGCUUCCACGCUGGCGCCGAGGGGCCCCGUCGACACAUACCUUGUUCCUCUGGAAGAGCCAGUGCCUUCUCAUUGGACCGUGGUACCACAACAGGACUUUGUUCUGGUGUUGGUGCUGCUACACACCCACCUGAGCACCGAGAUGUUUGCAGCACCCAUGGGCCGCUGUGAGGCGGGUGUUAUGCAUCUGUUCUAUGUACGAGCAGGAGUGUCAAGGGCCAUGCUGCUGCGCCUCUUCCUGGCCAUGCAGAAGGGCAGGCAUAUGGAAUUUGACUGUCCGUACUUGGUUCAUGUGCCUGUGGUUGCCUUCCGCCUGGAGCCCAAGGACCAGAGGGGAGUGUUUUCUGUGGAUGGAGAGCUGAUGACAUGUGACGCUGUGCAGGGCCAGGUGCACCCAAACUACCUUUGGAUGGUCUGUGGCAGCAGAGAUACCCCGUCUGGCUGGGACUCCCAGCGGAGGCCACCUCCAGAACCAUUAUGACUGUGCCUUUGUCUACUACACCUACACUGAGAUGGAACCCUCCCUUGCAACCAUCUCCUGGUAUGGGAAGUUAUUUCUAAAGCUCAUAAGGAGGUGGUGGGGACCCCUGUAGAGGAAGCUGAAAGGUGGGACUACGUCUUGGAAAGAAAGGCUCUGCCCUCUAGUUAGACUGAGACCCCGGGUAGAGUCCCACUGGCUGGGCCAGUUGCAUAUAGAAGGCGCUCCUUAUUGCUCUUGGGGCCCUUCCCUGAGAACCAAAUUCAAAUAAAGAGACUUUUCCAA
Messenger RNA from Grammomys surdaster, 2551 nucleotides. It is a transcript of the gene Sphk1, whose product is annotated as sphingosine kinase 1. Gene Ontology annotation, biological process: sphingosine biosynthetic process; cellular response to growth factor stimulus; negative regulation of apoptotic process. NCBI's taxonomy places the organism in Eukaryota, Metazoa, Chordata, Mammalia, Rodentia, Muridae. The coding region runs from base 1121 to 2269 and encodes 382 amino acids. The transcript has 6 exons. The record is from RefSeq and is a predicted model, not a curated record. Gene Ontology annotation, cellular component: cytoplasm; membrane; intracellular membrane-bounded organelle.